Molecule: messenger RNA, 1845 nt
Organism: Cannabis sativa
Lineage: Eukaryota; Viridiplantae; Streptophyta; Magnoliopsida; Rosales; Cannabaceae
Product: delta(3,5)-Delta(2,4)-dienoyl-CoA isomerase, peroxisomal
Exons: 3
Coding region: 55-879 (274 amino acids)
Cellular component (GO): peroxisome
Molecular function (GO): delta(3,5)-delta(2,4)-dienoyl-CoA isomerase activity
Source: RefSeq, a predicted model, not a curated record
GAAUCUUCUAAUCCAAUUUUUCCUUCCCUUUCUUUUCUGCCCCAAAUUUCAGAAAUGGAGACUUACAAAACCCUAGAAAUUAUACAGAACAAGGAAGAUUCAUCGGUAUUUCACCUCUUACUCAAUCGACCAUCGAAACGCAAUGCUCUCUCACCGGAAUUAUUCUCCGAAUUUCCCAGAGCCCUCUCGUCUCUCGACCAUAACCCUAACGUCAACGUCGUCGUCCUUUCCGGAGCCGGAGACAACUUUUGCGGUGGAAUCGAUCUUAGUGAGCUAAAGGCCUCCGAACGUUUCCUUUCUGGCGACCGAGGUCGUGGCGGGGAGAGGAUCCGACGACACAUCAAGGGUUUGCAAGAUUCCAUAACAGCGAUCGAACGGUGCCGAAAACCGGUCAUUGCCAGUAUCGAGGGUGCAUGUAUCGGCGGCGGAAUUGAUAUUGUGACGGCAUGUGACAUUAGGUUUUGCACAAAAGACGCAUACUUCUCGGUAAAGGAGGUCGAUUUAGCCAUCGUUGCUGACCUUGGGACGCUCCAGAGGUUGCCAAGCAUCGUUGGGUACGGAAACGCAGUUGAAUUGGCAUUGACGGGCCGGAGAUUUUCGGGUCCGGAGGCGAAGCAAUUGGGUUUGGUUUCUAAAGUAUUCAAUUCCAAGCAAGAACUAGAAGAGGGAGUGAGGAUGGUAGCCGAAGGAAUUGCUUCAAAAUCUCCUUUAGCUGUGACUGGGACAAAGGCAGUGUUACUUAAAAGUAGGGACCUGAAUUUGGAACAAGGGUUAGACUAUGUUGCUACUUGGAAUUCGUCUAUGAUGUUAUCUGGUGAUUUAAAAGAGGCUAUCUCUGCUCAAUUCCAGAAAAGAAAACCAAAAUUUGCCAAGCUUUGAUGAGUUAAAGCUCUCACUUUGCAGAUUCACAUGGCGAGGGCUGGUUGGAGCUGACGCUGACGGAUAGCUUGCGUGGCGCGAGCUGGUUGGAGCUGACGCUGACAAAUAGCUUGCGUGGCGCGAGCUGGUUGGAGAAAGGCUGACGUGCGGGACCCACGCGUGCAGGCUGGAGAGAAGACUUGAGGCGUGUCACUUGCACCUGGUCAGGUGUGUGUCUCACACGCGAUCUGGACCUUUGGAUCAGGACGUGGACGGCUGCGAUGGGAAGCUGACUUUGACCGCAAGUGGGCCUUGCAUAAGGGCUGAUGAGAUUUCUUUUAAAAAUUGCACUUUUAGCUCCAUUUCUCCAAUAUUUCUUCAAUUUAAUCCCAAUCUUUUUCUUCCAAACAUACCUAAAAAUACAUAAAAUUAAUUAAAAAAACUAAAAUAAAAUUAAAAAUAAAUACCAUAUAACAAAUUAUAACAAAAUAAUUAUAAAAACACACAAAAACAUAUAAAAUUACAAUAAAGCUAAUAAAUUGAAAAAAUAAUUAAAAACUUAAGAACUAAACCAAUUUUUAGUUAAAAAAAUGUGAAAAAUAACUCUAAUUUCUAGAGUUAUCACCUUUCUGCUAUUAUUAUCAAUCAUAAAACCCUCCACAACCAAUUCAAGGGUAUCUCCGUCUGUCAUUUUGCUCCCUGUAUUACACAUAUGCUUUUUGCAGAUGACAACUUGUUUUUUUGCUUAGGUUAAAGCUCACAAUUGUUAUGCUAUUAAAGACAUCCUUCUCCUCUACAACAAGGCCACUGGCCAAACGGUUAACUUAACUAAAUCCUCCAUCCUCUUCUCCCCUAACACUAGCCCUUCUGAUAGAUCUUUUUUCCUCAAUUCUCUGAUUAUGGAGGAUAAACCGUUUAUUGAUAAAUAUAUGAGUGUUCGCCAAUGCCUUUCCCGUUUUAAAAAAUUAUCUUUCCUUUUCCUUUUCC